Drosophila rhopaloa is the source of this 320-nucleotide messenger RNA. RefSeq names its product accessory gland protein Acp63F (gene Sfp26Ac). The transcript is spliced from 3 exons. The record is from RefSeq and is a predicted model, not a curated record. Bases 44 to 295 code for a protein of 83 amino acids. Lineage: Eukaryota; Metazoa; Arthropoda; Insecta; Diptera; Drosophilidae.
GAUAUUUCAGUUGUUUGAAAGUAGCUAGGCAACUGCAAUCGUUAUGAAAAUCCAUCUGAUAAUUGUCUCAAUUUUAUUUGCAAUUAGCGCUGCAGAAGAUGAAUGCAGAGCCUGUGAUUGGAAAAGUGAUAUUCAUUGCGGAAAGGUUGCUGAUGGCACUUGUGUCUUUUCUGCCCUAAAUCGAUGCCAAGUUGAACGUGUUUCUUGCCUUCGGGACCAAAAAGGAUUGCCACCAUUUACCGAAAUUAGUAAAGGAAAAUGUUCAAAAAGCACACCAAAGUGCACCAAGCCUUGAAAUAAAUUUAAAUAUUUCAUAACAA